AUGGUAGAUUCAUCCAUUGAAUUGAAUGACUUACCUGAUGAAAUUCUUAUGAUGAUUUUGAAAAAAUUACACAAUUCUGAUGUACUCUAUUCUUUAAUUGAUGCUAAUAAACGACUUGAUACAAUUGUAAAGGAUUCAAUUUUUACAAAUAAUUUAACAUUAACAACACCUUUUAAUGGUUUAAAUCAAUUUCCUGACACAAUAAUUGAUCGAUUUUGUCGUGAAAUUUUACCUAAAAUUAAUACUAGAAUUCAAUCGCUUAGUGUUGAAUCAUCAACUAUGGAACGUAUUCUACUUGCAACAAAUUAUCCUAAUUUACAUCGACUUGAUGGAAGUUAUUUAAUUCGUCUUUUCAAAAAUCAAAUUACAUCACUUGUUAUUUAUAUUAAAGAAUCUGAAGAACCAAAAGAUCAAGUGUUAUUUAUAGGUCUAUUUAUAUUUCGGCCAAUCUUGUCCAUGUUCAAUAAUUUACGAUAUUUAAAUUUCAGUUUAUCAUCUGAAAAGCCACAAUUAAGUUUUUGUACAUCACAUCCAGCUCCUAUCUCUUCAACUCUAUUAGAAUUGCGUGUUGUCGUAAAGUCGAUGAAAAAUUGUCUUUAUUUAAUUAGUGGUUGUUUUAGUCAACUUCAUACGUUCUAUGUUACGAUUUCACCUUCUCAUAAUGGUCUUAUAUGUCCAGAAAUCAAAAACAAAAGGAAAUUGCCCAAUUUAAAAUGCUUUUCGUUUUUCUAUGAUUCAGAGUUAUCCAUCAACUAUGAUGAUGUUGUUUCACUUGUACAACGAAUGUCAAAUUUAGAAGAACUUAAUUUAUUUUUUAUCAGUCGUUAUGGAUCAAUAAUUGAUGGUAAUAGUUUGGAAACGAAUAUUAUUAAUCAUUUAACAAAAUUAAACAAAUUCACAUUUAAUAUUCGUUCAAUUGUUCUUCUUAAAAAUCUAGUUAAUUUACCAUUAAAUGAUGAAAUUAAAAAUACAUUUAAAAAUUUUCGAAAUAAUCAAAUUAUUUCAACUGUUGAGUAUUUUUCUACAAUAAAUCAAGUUCAUUGUUAUAUUUAUUCAUAUCCAUAUAUAUGGACAUCUUAUUUUUAUAUAACAAAUCACUUUGCUGAUGGAUUAUUUAAAUGUGUUCGUCGAAUAUUUUUAACUGAUGAACGUCCCUUUGAACAUGAAUUUUUUCUUCGAAUUCAAAAUUCAUUUCCAUUUAUCGAAAAAUUAUGUUUAUUUAAUCGUGAGCCACAAAAGAAUGAUAGCCAACAAUGGUCAAUUAUACAAUAUUCUCAUCUUACUCAGCUUGAUCUUCGUUACAGUCACGAAAAUUAUGUCGAACAAUUUUUAAUUAAUACUAAAACUUGUUUAUUAAAUAAUGUUUCUCUUCAUGUCAAUUAUGAUAGUUUACGAAAAGCAACGGACAACUUUAAAAGAGAUACAACACGAGUUAAUUCUUUGAAAAUAAUCGAUUUAUAUUUAUACAAUGGAAGUUAUUUAAUUCGUCGAUUUCAAAAUCAAAUUUCAUCACUUUUUAUUAAUAUGAGACCGCAUGUACAACUAAGUGAUGGAUGGGGACAUCCACAGAAAAGAAAUAUAUUUAUAUUUAUUAAAUUCUGUACUCGAUUCAAGAAUUUACAAUGUUUAAAUUUCAGUUCAUCUUGUGAUUAUGAACAAUUAACAUUUACUAGCAUAGCUCCAACUGAAUUCUCUUCGAAUUUAUUAGAAUUACAUGUUGUAAUAAAAACUAUCAUAGAUUGUCUUUGUUUGCUUGAUGGUCAGUUCAAUCAACUGCAUACGCUUUAUGUUACGAUUCGUCCUCGUGGAUAUUGCGAGUGCCCACUGGUUCGAAACGAUACGAAACUGCCCAAUUUACAAUGCUUUUCGCUAAUCCAUGAAGGUCGAACAUCAAUGUAUGAUGAAAUAUUUGUUCCACUUUUACGUAGAAUGCCAAAUUUAGAAGAACUUAGUUUAUAUUUUGUCAGUACACGUGGAUCAAUUAUUGAUAGUGAUAAUUUGGAAAAAAAUAUUAUUAAUCAUAUGACAAGAUUGAAUAAAUUUACAUUUAAUAUUUGUUCAGCUAUUUGUCUUGAUCAGUUAGUUAAUUUAUCAUCAAAUGAAAAUAUUCAAAGUGCAUUUAGAAAUUUUCAAAAUAGUCAAAUUAUUUCAUUUGUUGAUUGUUUUUUAGAAUCAGACUUAUAUUAUUAUCAUAUUUAUACAUAUCCAUAUACAUGGAACUUUUUUAAUAAUAUAACAAAUAAUUUUCCUGGCGGAUUAUUUAAAUAUGUUCGUGAAAUAUCAUUACUUGAUGAACGUCCAUUUCAACAUGAAUUUUUUCUUCGAAUUGCUCA
Messenger RNA from Rotaria sp. Silwood2, 2333 nucleotides. The record is from the annotation of a GenBank genome assembly. Lineage: Eukaryota; Metazoa; Rotifera; Eurotatoria; Philodinida; Philodinidae.